AUGACAGUCAUUAACGAGGAAGCCAUCUCUUUACCAAUUCUAAAGGAGAUAAACAACAUCAAGAAUCAGUUCAAAGUUGAUACUGUCUCCCUUAAACAUAUCACCGACCAUUUUGUCCGCCAGCUCGAAGACGGGCUCGCACGCUAUGAUGGCGAGAUUCCAAUGAACGUGACAUGGGUCCCCUCGUUUCCAACAGGCCAUGAAACAGGCCGGUACCUUGCCAUUGACAUGGGCGGCACAAAUCUGCGAAUCUGCGAUGUGACCCUGACCGAGGAAAAGGGCGCGUAUACGAUCGAGCAGGACAAAUACCGGCUUCCAAUCCAUCUGAGGAAGGGCAAAGGGGUUGAAUUAUGGGAGUUCAUUGCAGCAAAACUCGAGGACUUUCUCGCUAAACACAAGCUGGCCAGAGAGGAUGGGGAAAAACUGCCGCUGGCCUUUACCUUUUCGUACCCAGUCACACAGGACCACAUCCGGCAUGGGGUCCUGCAACGGUGGACAAAGGGUUUUGAUAUAUCCGGUGUUGAGGGGGAGGAUGUCGUCGCACAUCUGGAGGAGGUGUUUGAGAAGAGGAAUGUGCCCGUUAGGCUUGUGGCACUGGUGAAUGAUACAGUCGGCACUCUCAUCGCGUCUGCCUACAAGAACCCAGCUAUCAAGAUCGGCAGCAUCUUUGCGACGGGGUGCAAUGCCGCCUAUAUGGAGAAGGUGUCGCGAAUCCCCAAGAUUGCAGAUCACGGCUCCGAGUUCGAGAGCGACGCCCUCGUCUCUAUCAACUGCGAAUACGGCGCUUUUGAUAACGCACACAAGGUCCUCCCCAUGACGCGGUUUGACGAAGAGAUUGAUCAGACCUCUGCAAGGCCCGGGCAACAGGCCUACGAGAAGAUGGUAGCCGGGAUGUACAUGGGCGAACUACUGCGGCUCCUCCUCCUCCACUUGCACGAGUCCAGUGGGUUUUUCACCGAUGCCGAGAUUGACCGGCUACGAGGCUAUGGCACGAUGGAUUCUGCGUCUCUGUCGCGAAUGGAAGCGGGAGGAUCCGAGGCAGAGCGGAUGAGUGACGCCAAGUGUAUAUUGAAGGACUUGUAUGGGAUUGAGGCGACCGACGAAGAGGCAAGGGUUUGCUGCCUCUUGGGGGAGAUUGUGUGCACUCGUGCAGCGAGGUUAUAUGCAUGCGGUAUUGCAGCAUUGUGCCGGAAACAGGGCAUCAGCGAGUGUGCCGUCGGAGUCGACGGGUCGACUUUUGAGAAGUACUCGCAGUUCCGCGAACGUGCGGUCGAUGCCCUGGGCGAGAUUCUGGACUGGCCUGAAGGGCAACAGCUUGUGAAGCUGGUCACGGCAGAGGACGGGUCUGGAGUAGGGUCUGCUCUGAUUGGGGCCAUCACACUGAAUCAAUAG
Aspergillus nidulans FGSC A4 is the source of this 1392-nucleotide messenger RNA. RefSeq names its product hexokinase hxkB. The record is from RefSeq and is a predicted model, not a curated record. Gene Ontology annotation, molecular function: D-glucose binding; fructokinase activity; ATP binding. NCBI's taxonomy places the organism in Eukaryota, Fungi, Ascomycota, Eurotiomycetes, Eurotiales, Aspergillaceae. The coding region runs from base 1 to 1392 and encodes 463 amino acids. The transcript is spliced from 3 exons. Gene Ontology annotation, biological process: carbohydrate derivative metabolic process; glycolytic process; intracellular glucose homeostasis.